CCUUUACAAGACAAGAAAUACCAUUGGACCAAAGACCCAUUGGUAAGAUUUGAAUUGUCUUGUACUUUAUUAUGUAGAUAUAUAAACAUAGAGAGAGAGUUAACGCCUGAGCUUCAAUCGAAGAUUUGAGAGAGCUUCAACCAGAGAUCUGAGAGAGCUUCAAUCAGAGAUCUGAGAGAGCUUUGCCAGUGCUAGCUUGUUGAGAUCUGAGAUUUGCUCAUCGACUGUAGAGAGAUGAAGGGCUGUCAUUGACUCAACUGUGUGUGUGAGAGAGAGAGUCAGAGAGAGAAUCCUUGUCGUCUGAGAGAGGGAGAGAGAGAGAAAGGAAAAUAAAUGUGGCCAUGUGGGGGUGGGCUGGACAGUGGGCUUAGAUAGAGACGGUUUUUAGAGACAAACAAAGAUAAUGUUUUUAGAUUUAAAUAGUAUAUAAGUUAUAUAAAAUUAUUAUUUAAUAAAAAAAGGAGUCGGGGAGUUUUUUUGAAAAGGAUCUAUGGGUUUUAUUCGACUCCGACUUUGAUAAACUCUCCGGCGGAAGCAGAGGCACAGGGGGAGGUGGAGGCAGAGGCGGAAUUUCGGAUUCUCGCACACCGUUACUCCUUACCCAUCAUCAUCAAUAACACCCCUCUUUACCAAACCCGCUUCAAACCUAGGGCAAAUAAAACUAAAAGGAGCAAUUACAAAUGGAUUUACAGAAGCUUGCACAAUCUAGGAAGAAUGGUGAAGGCGAGAACCAGUCACACAUGCAGAACGAGUGACGUUGGCAAUGGCAGAAGUGACUAUAAGGUGAGCCAAAAGUCGCAUUCAAAAUUCUGGAAACUUGCAGGAAAAUUAGUUCAUUUGAUUGCAGUGCCAGAAAUCAAGCACAUCCAAGCGAUAAAAGUGAGACAAUAUCCAGCAGUUCGACUUGUGAGACUCCUUUGCAUGGAAAUUGUGAAGUUGGAUUACUCAAAAGCUGCAUCAAUAUUUAGAGAUGCACUGGAAGUUGCAGCAAUUACUGGGGUUCGUGAAGUUGUUGAAGAGAUUUUAUGUUCGUGUCCUGGUGCAAUUUAUCUUAAAUAUGAUCUUGACCGGUCGAUUUUCCAUCUUGCAAUUGCGAAUCGUCGUGCAAAUAUUUUCAAUCUGAUUUAUCAAUUCAAUGAAUUUAGCAACCUAUUGAUCUCCAGAGUAGAUAAGUCAAAGAAUAAUUGUCUACAUUUGGCUGGAAUUUUGGAAAGUCAACAGAAACUGAAUCUCAGAGAUCAUGCCGCAGGUGCAGCUUUUCAGAUGCAGCUUGAAUUACAGUGGUUUAAGGUAGAUGUGAUUGUUGAACAAUACACCUUAGUGGUUGGUGUCUAUCCUCCUAUGCUGAUAUGCUAA
Ilex paraguariensis (yerba mate) is the source of this 1356-nucleotide messenger RNA. Lineage: Eukaryota; Viridiplantae; Streptophyta; Magnoliopsida; Aquifoliales; Aquifoliaceae. The record is from the annotation of a GenBank genome assembly.